Molecule: messenger RNA, 2372 nt
Organism: Vigna angularis (adzuki bean)
Lineage: Eukaryota; Viridiplantae; Streptophyta; Magnoliopsida; Fabales; Fabaceae
Product: serine/threonine protein phosphatase 2A 55 kDa regulatory subunit B beta isoform
Exons: 14
Coding region: 369-1916 (515 amino acids)
Biological process (GO): peptidyl-serine dephosphorylation
Cellular component (GO): cytosol; protein phosphatase type 2A complex
Molecular function (GO): protein phosphatase regulator activity; protein binding
Source: RefSeq, a predicted model, not a curated record
ACAGGAACCUAUUAUUGAGAGAGAGUAGACAGAGAAGAGUGUGCGUGCGUGCGUGUGUUUUUUUUUUCAUCUCCAAACCCAAAGAACCGAUUACUCGGCCAUUUUAAUCCCCAAAAAAUUCCCAUUUUACUCCUUUUAGAGAGAGAAAGGACUGAGGUUUCAGGAGAGAGAAAGAGAAAAAAAUUGGGUUUUUUUGGGCGUUCUAAUGGUUGAACUGGAAAUCCAGAGAAGGGGAUGAUAGGAGAUUAAAAAAUUUGCAUCUUUGUUUAGUGGGUGUUUCUAUGAUCUUGUGAGAACCGAGAAGGAAACCUUCGAUGCGCUCUGUUGGAUAGAGAUUGUUGGAUUUUCUGAGAACCGUUGAUUGAGAAAUGAACGGCGGUGAUGAGGUCGUGGCAGCUCCGGCGGGUCCACCGCAGCCGCUGGAGUGGAAAUUCUCUCAGGUUUUCGGGGAACGUACGGCGGGGGAGGAAGUUCAGGAAGUGGACAUUAUUUCUGCUAUUGAGUUUGACAAGUCUGGUGAUCAUCUUGCUACCGGUGACCGUGGUGGUCGAGUAGUUCUCUUUGAGAGAACAGAUACAAAAGAUCAUCGUGGAUCAAGAAGGGAUUUGGAGAGGAUGGACUAUUCUAUUAGUAGACAUCCUGAGUUCCGUUAUAAAACAGAGUUUCAGAGUCAUGAACCUGAGUUUGACUAUCUUAAGAGCUUGGAAAUAGAAGAGAAAAUUAACAAAAUCAAAUGGUGUCAAACCGCCAACGGUGCCUUAUUCCUUCUAUCUACAAAUGAUAAAACCAUCAAAUAUUGGAAGGUUCAAGAAAAGAAGGUCAAGAAAAUUUCUGACAUGAACGUUGAUCCUAAAGCAAUGGGAAAUGGCUCUAUUGCGAGUUCAAGUAGUUCCAGUAGCUCUAAAUCAUUUCUUGCAAAUGGAGUAUCUCCAGAUGGACCAUACAAUUAUUUAAGCAACGAUUUCUCAUUUCCGCCAGGAGGAAUACCUUCACUAAGAUUACCACUGGUAGUAACCAGCCAUGAGACGAGUUUGAUGGCUCGAUGCCGAAGAGUAUAUGCCCACGCACAUGAUUAUCAUAUUAAUUCUAUUUCAAAUAACAGCGAUGGCGAAACUUUCAUAUCAGCUGAUGAUUUACGAAUAAAUCUUUGGAACUUGGAAAUUAGCAAUCAAAGUUUUAAUAUUGUUGAUGUAAAGCCUGCAAAUAUGGAGGAUCUGACUGAGGUUAUAACAUCAGCAGAAUUUCACCCUACACAUUGUAAUACAUUGGCAUAUAGCAGUUCAAAGGGUUCUAUUCGUCUUGUUGACUUGCGGCAGUCAGCAUUAUGUGAUUCUCAUGCCAAACUAUUUGAGGAACAGGAGGCCCCUGGAUCCCGAUCAUUUUUCACAGAGAUUAUUGCUUCUAUCUCGGACAUAAAAUUUGGAAAGGAUGGAAGAUAUAUACUUAGUCGUGAUUACAUGACCCUAAAGUUAUGGGACAUCAAUAUGGAUUCUGGCCCAGUUGCUACAUUCCAGGUUCAUGAGUAUUUAAGGCCAAAGCUCUGUGAUUUAUAUGAAAAUGAUUCAAUUUUUGAUAAGUUUGAGUGUUGUCUAAGUGGUGAUGGAUUGCGAGUUUCAACUGGCUCUUACAGCAAUCUAUUCCGUGUGUUUGGUUGUGUUCCUGGAAGUACCGAGGCUACAACUUUGGAAGCCAGUAAAAAUCCAAUGAGACGUCAAGUUCCAACCCCAUCAAGGCCUUCUAGAUCACUGGGAAACAGUAUAACAAGAGUUGUAAGACGUGGAGCCGAAAGCACUGGAGUUGAUGCAAAUGGGAAUUCUUUUGAUUUCACAACAAAGUUGCUGCACUUAGCAUGGCACCCAACUGAGAAUUCAAUUGCUUGUGCUGCUGCAAAUAGCUUAUACAUGUACUAUGCCUGAGGAAGAAAGAUGAUUGGAGGACAUGUAUCUGCUUUGGUUGACCUGUUUUUGGGUUGCUUGGAGAAGGCUUCUUUACCCUUCUUACCAACCAUUGAGUUGGAGGCUACAUUAACUCACACUACAAGUGCCCUUCAAAAUCUUUAGCAGGAGCUUUUAGAAAAAGAUCCAGAAGUGGCUGUUUCAAAAUUCCUGGGUAGGCAGACCUUAUUUUGUUUCUGGAUGGGCAGCAUAAUCUUUUUUUUUUUUUUUCAAUUUUCCUCCUUCCAACCCUAAUAUUCUUUCCCCCUUUUUUUCUGUAUCUUCUUAUAAAAAGAGAAGGUGCAGUCAAUGCUUCAUAUUGUGUUUGGCUUGCAAAUGAAGAAGAAAAUGUGAUUGUAGCUCUCCUACAACAAAUACUAAAGGAUGUUCAAUAUCUGCCACUAGGAUAAAAGAUAAAAUGUAGUUCUUUUCUUUUUA